CCGGAAACAAAUUAAUGACGCUCCUCACUCAUCAUGGCGCGGCACCUUCGCUUCGUAGCUCGGACGGUGAUGGUCCCAGAUGGCAAUGUCGAUUCCGCGUACAAGACCUUGAACAGAAUCCUAACCCAGGAUGGGAUCGUCGACGCAGUGAAGCGCAGACGCUACUUCGAGAAGCCCUGCCGAGAGCGACAGCGGAAAAACUUUGAGAACUGCAAGCGCAUUUACCACAUGGAAAUGGCACGAAAGAUUGCGUUUAUCUCCAGGACAAACAGAGAGGAUCCCUGGCUCGGUUGCUAAGGAGAUUGAACGUGUUGAAAAAGGACAUUCAAACAUCCGAGGGUGACAGGAGAAUCGCUACACAAACACAAGCUAUGAGUUACAUCUGACAGGAAAGGUCAAAAGUAAAUUUCUGCAACUUUCUUGUUUCAUCCAAGCUGUGAAAUAUGAGCAUUUAUCCACACUCAGUAAUCUCUGGUGUUACCAGGUUGUGGUGGUUUUCUCCCCUGCAGCCAGAGGAAGACCACCAAGAUGUGAUACUAUCUCAUCUCCUUUCAUUUUGUUCAUCUGUCAUCUAAAGUUGUAUUUAAUAAAAUAACUCUCUGAGA
Molecule: messenger RNA, 605 nt
Organism: Poeciliopsis prolifica (blackstripe livebearer)
Lineage: Eukaryota; Metazoa; Chordata; Actinopteri; Cyprinodontiformes; Poeciliidae
Gene: mrps21
Product: mitochondrial ribosomal protein S21
Exons: 2
Coding region: 34-297 (87 amino acids)
Biological process (GO): translation
Cellular component (GO): ribosome
Molecular function (GO): structural constituent of ribosome
Source: RefSeq, a predicted model, not a curated record